AUGGAGACAUCACGAAUCAUGCAUGUUGUUUAUCAACAUUUACCAGAGUUUUUGAAAAAAAAAUUGUCUUAUAAAGACCAUUUGUUGUCACAGAAUUUACACAGUCAAUUAUCAAUAUUUGCAUCGAUGACUAAUAUUCCCAAUCAUUAUGAAGAACAUCUGAUCUAUGACACAGAUGGCUGUUUGUUAUUCAUGCAAACAGCUCAGUCAAAUCUUUCUUUAUUUAAUGUUAGCUGUGAUUCACUCAAUUUCGAUGACAACGAAGAUUUUCAUAUGGAAUCGAGAUCAACAACAAUCAACACCAGUAAGCAAUAUACCAGUUCGAUCGAUAUUCAUACGCAAAUCAAGCAAAUGAAUCAUCGAUCAACGAUGGUCUUAUCUGACGAGAUGGAUUCGGCGAGAAAAACGAAUACGUUACAACGUUGGAAAGGAGUUGACCUCUUGAAUGUUUACACUUGA
Molecule: messenger RNA, 459 nt
Organism: Adineta ricciae
Lineage: Eukaryota; Metazoa; Rotifera; Eurotatoria; Adinetida; Adinetidae
Source: the annotation of a GenBank genome assembly